CACACAAACGAACUGACGAAGAUGGCACCGAGUACUAUACAAAAGUUAAAGUCGGCAGUAACUGGCAAAGAAAAUGACGAAAACUCGUUAAUCACAGAGAUUUCUGAUGCCACUACUUUGAGUUGGUCAACAAGAAUCAAGGGAUUCAUAAUCUGUUUUCUCCUUGGAAUUGGUUUUACUUUACUUGGGAUUGUGAUGAUUUUCCAAAGUAAAUAUAAACUAUUUGCUGUUUUCUAUACGUUUGGCAAUCUUACAGCCUUAGGCAGCUCAUUCUUUCUUACGGGACCAGUGAAACAGCUGAAGAAUAUGUUUAAAGAAAAGAGAUUGAUUGCAACAAUUGUUAUGCUGUCCUGCAUUGCAUUAACUUUGUGUGCAGGAUUAUGGUGGAAAAAUGGUGGUUUGGCAAUUUUAUUUGCAAUCCUACAAUACCUUGCGAUGACUUGGUAUUGUUUAUCAUACAUUCCAUAUGCAAGAAAUGCUGUAAAGGGCUGUAUAAGUAAUUGUCUGGCAUGACAAUUUUAGAAUCGAACUUCAUAUUCAUGAUAUGCAUGGAUGAAUUGUGUUUAUACCAUCAGAAUAGACUAGACACCAAUUGUAAAUAACAUUCGAAUACACAUAAUAAAAGCAAAAAAAAGUCAA
Molecule: messenger RNA, 639 nt
Organism: Xenia sp. Carnegie-2017
Lineage: Eukaryota; Metazoa; Cnidaria; Anthozoa; Malacalcyonacea; Xeniidae
Product: vesicle transport protein SFT2B-like
Exons: 7
Coding region: 22-513 (163 amino acids)
Biological process (GO): vesicle-mediated transport
Cellular component (GO): membrane
Source: RefSeq, a predicted model, not a curated record